Messenger RNA from Candida tropicalis MYA-3404, 1662 nucleotides. RefSeq names its product Hsx11p (gene HSX11). Gene Ontology annotation, molecular function: ceramide glucosyltransferase activity. The transcript has a single exon. Bases 1 to 1662 code for a protein of 553 amino acids. The record is from RefSeq and is a predicted model, not a curated record. Gene Ontology annotation, cellular component: membrane. Gene Ontology annotation, biological process: glucosylceramide biosynthetic process. NCBI's taxonomy places the organism in Eukaryota, Fungi, Ascomycota, Pichiomycetes, Serinales, Debaryomycetaceae.
AUGAUUGUAGUUGAAGAGGAACUAGAUUCAGGGUUAUCCAAUUUCAGAUUAUUCACAGGAUAUUUUUGUCUACUAUGGUAUUUUUGUAUAUUAGUUGCAGCAUAUAGUGGAUUCUUUGAAAUUUUGUUUAAUUUUAGAACUCGUCCUAUAUUGUAUAAACAUAAAGAUGUGGACAAUCAACAGCAACAAGAAGAAAUCGAUGAAGAAAAUGAAUUUUAUGAAGGUGUUACUAUUUUAAGACCAAUUAAAGGUAUAGAUCCUGAAUUAUAUUCAUGUUUAGAAUCUUCAUUUCUUCAGAACUACCCAUUGGAUAAAUUACAAAUUUUAUUUUGUAUAGAUGAUGAAUCUGAUCCCUCGAUUUCUAUAAUUAAAAAACUUCUUUCCAAAUAUCCACAUAUUGAUGCAAACAUUUUAAUUAGUGAGAAUUAUAAUCUGAUUAAUAAAUUUAGUGAUGAUCAUUAUGGACCAAAUCCGAAAGUAAAUAAUUUAUCAAAAGGAUUUCUUGCAGCUAAAUAUGAUAUUUUAUGGAUUAUGGAUAGUAAUGUUUGGGCAAGUUCUAAUAUUUUGAAAAAUUCCGUCAUAACAUUGAAUAAAAAUUUGAAUAUGAAUAGAAAAAUGGGUAAUUAUCGUCCAGUUAAACUUGUUCAUCAUGUACCAUUAGCAGUUAGUAUUGGUAAUUUAAAUCAUAACAAUGAUAUUGUUGAUUUAGAGAAUAUGGAAUUAACUCCUACUUAUUCAAGUAGUGAUGAAUCUAAAUGUGAAUCCGAAUCAUCAGGAUUAACCAAUAGAAAAACCCCAUCACCUAGAAGAGUUAGCAUUCAUGAAUCUAAUGAUGAUUCUAAAUUAUUCAAGAAAUUAGGUGCAAAUUUAGAUGAAAUGUUUUUACAUACUUCUCAUGCUAAAUUUUAUGUCCUGUUGAAUAAUUUAGCUAUUGCUCCUUGUGUUAAUGGGAAGUCAAAUAUGUAUCGUCGUUCAGAUUUAGAUCAAUCAGUUAAAUUGAUCCCUUAUAAAAAUUCACAAUUUUUCAAAGAUACAAAAGUUAAACAAGAUGCUGGAUAUUAUACUUCAUUAGGUAUAGGACAUGCUAUUAAAUUUUUUGCCAGAUAUAUUGGAGAAGAUAAUAUGAUUGGUAUUGCUCUUUGGGAAAAUUGUCAAGGUAGAACCGGAUUAACUGGAGAUGUGGUUGUACAACCAUUAAUUUCUACUCAAAACAAUUCCGUUAAUGAUUAUAUUCAAAGAAGAGUUAGAUGGUUAAGAGUUAGGAAAUAUAUGGUUUUAUUGGCAACUUUAAUUGAACCAACUACUGAAUCAUUGAUUUGUGGAUUAUAUGGAACUUAUGCUAUAUCCACUGUGUUCUUCAAUGGGGCAUGGUUUAACAAAUCUUGGUUUUUAUUUCAUAUGUUAAUUUGGAUUAUCACAGAUUAUGUUCAAUAUUAUACUUUGAUUAACCAUAGUUUGGAUAAUAGCAAUAUCAACUAUAUUCCAACAUGGUUAAAAGGAAUUCCAUCCAAGAAUUAUAAUUUUUUCAAAUGGUUUUAUAUUUGGUUAAUUAGAGAAUUUUUAGCAUUACCAAUCUGGAUAAUUGCCAUGAUUGGACAUGAAAUUGAUUGGAGAGGAAAACCAUUUGUAAUUAAAAAAGAUUUAACAGCUGAAGAAUUGUAA